UUAAAUUGUCUGGUUAAUGCCAAAGGGGAUCCUGAUGCGUCUACUCAACAGGUUCUCCGGCGACUCCGAUGGCCGGAAACGAGUCGGAAGCGAGCCUCUACCAGGUUCUACUCGACCGGUGCCUGAAUCUUGAGGAGAAUCAAGCGAAACUCAGGGAGGAUGUGGAUCGGCUGUUGCAGAAGCGGCGGAGGAGGUUCGACGGCGAAGAUGAGGAUUCGAAGGCGUCCUGGACGGGACCUGAUUCAGGAUUCUACUUCGCGGUUAGUCCGUACAGGACCCUGUUGGAUUCACUUGGUCACGCGGUUUACGUUUACUCUGCUUCUUCUGGGGAAAUUACAUAUUGGAGUCGUACUGCAGAGAGUCUGUAUCACUGGGAUGCCGAGGAAAUUGUUGGCCAGAGAAUGGUUGAUGUGCUUGUAGCUGAAGAAUACCGCACUUCUCUAAGGAAUGUCAUGAAAAAAGUUUGCUCUGGGCAAACGUGGUGUGGUCAGUUUCCUUUUCAGAGGAGAUCAGGCGAACAAUUCAUGACACUGGUGGCUAAGGGCCCUAUGUACGAGGACGGUGAGCUUGUUGGCAUUGUUACGCUUUCAAGUGAUGCAGCACUGUUUAACAGGAUGCACCCACCAGAUGAAAGAAAAUCUCAACAUAAUGGUAGAGAGCGAGGAUCAAACGUGGAAAAGAUUCAGUGGCACUUGCCAAGGCCUCAGAUUGCGGAUAUCCCACAGAUUACCUUAUCUGUUUCAAACCUGGCUUCAAAGCUUCUAUCGCAGAGACAUGGAGAUGAUUCCUCCAAUGCGAGAAUGAAUUCAGUGGGCAGAGCCGAAGUUGGUACAGAGGUUACUUCUUCAAAGUUUGAGAACUCUGCUUCACUGGCAGAUAAGUUUCUGGGAAAACUGCAAAGCAAGAUUGUAGGCAACCAUGGAAAUGAAAAUGAUACGAGUGUCUUGCAAAAUGGUAUGAACAAGAAACUCAGUGGCACCACAGUGAUCGAUAAGAGUGUCUUUCCGCAAGCCCCUAAGGCUUCUAAUGCAGAUACCUGCUCAAAUUUGCGAGAAAAUGUCACAAAUUUUAGAGACAACAGUGAAGACAAGCCCAAUAGAGCUGAAAGUGGAAUCUCAGAUGUUUAUGGGAAAGGAACUAGGGGGGUGAUUAAGGAAAGACCCAUGGCAACAUCUGCGGGAGAAUGCAAUCAGUAUUCUGGGCGAAUAAAUCAAAGAGAGUCACCUGGUGAAUCAGAGAGUUAUAUGAUUUCAGAUGUGAUAGGAGCAAAAAUAUCAACAUUGAAGGGGGAUAUGGAAGAUGAUUUGAUUAUUCGGCCAAAUGGUGAUGCCUGCCUUGGUCCAGUAGGCCUCAUCAGUAGCCGACAAAAUCCAUCAAUGGAAGCGAAUAAUGAGUUAAACGCUGUUUCAUCAUGUGAGAUACGAUGGGAAGACCUACAACUCAGGGAAGAGGUUGGCCAAGGUUCAUUUGCUGUCGUCUAUCGUGGAAUCUGGAAUGGAUCGGAUGUUGCUGUCAAGGUUUACUUUGGUGGUGAUUACAAGGUGGGGACUUGGCUGGACUGCAAAAAUGAGAUCAACAUUAUGAAGAAACUGAGACAUCCAAAUGUGCUUCUGUUUAUGGGAGCUGUAUACUCGCAAGAAAGAUUCGCCAUAGUCACGGAGUUUAUGCCAAGGGGGAGCCUUUUCAAAAUACUUCACAAUGCUAAUCAACCAUUGGACAUGAAACGACGUCUAAGAAUGGCCCUCGACGUUGCUAGGGGAAUGAAUUACUUACACCGUAGAAAUCCCCCGAUCGUACAUAGAGACUUGAAAUCUUCUAAUCUCCUUGUUGACAGAAACUGGAAUGUCAAGGUUGGAGACUUUGGGCUGUCAAAGUGGAAGAAUGCAACAUUUUUAAGCACCAAAUCCGGAAAAGGAACGCCUCAGUGGAUGGCCCCAGAAGUUCUCCGAAAUGAACCUUCAAAUGAGAAAUCAGAUGUGUUCAGCUUUGGAGUCAUCUUAUGGGAGCUAAUGACGGUUUCGGUACCAUGGGAUCACCUAAACUCUUUACAGAUCGUUGGAGUGGUAGGAUUCAUGGAUCGACGACUAGACGUUCCCGAAGGACUCAAUCCACGGAUUGCCUCCAUCAUUCGUGACUGUUGGCACAACGAUCCAGCCAACCGGCCGUCCUUCGAGGAUAUCAUCCGGAGGAUGACAAACCUGUUCCGCAAACCGGGUUCUGGUUCGGGUUCAGGUAAGAUUUUGCAGGAAGAUGACGACUGAGAAGCUAAUGUCAGUACGGUCGUUGCAAAGGCAAGGCUGAGAAUAGUCAAUACAAGAUUUAGUUUAAUUUUUCAGAGUUGAAACCGUUGUGAGGAAUGAAAGAGGGGGGGG
This is a messenger RNA of Tarenaya hassleriana, 2372 nucleotides long. Its product is annotated as RAF proto-oncogene serine/threonine-protein kinase. The record is from RefSeq and is a predicted model, not a curated record. Gene Ontology annotation, molecular function: protein kinase activity; ATP binding. Bases 69 to 2261 code for a protein of 730 amino acids. The transcript is spliced from 14 exons. Gene Ontology annotation, biological process: regulation of DNA-templated transcription; protein phosphorylation. NCBI's taxonomy places the organism in Eukaryota, Viridiplantae, Streptophyta, Magnoliopsida, Brassicales, Cleomaceae.